GCAAUGUGUAAUCCUGUAGUUUGUCGUGUCUUUGUGAAACAAACGCACGAUGAGUAGGAUAAAUGUUUUUAUUCUUUGAUAAAACCACAUCAUUUUUGACACAUGGCAGCUUCUUGAAAGAAUCCCACACAGUUUGACAGCAGCUAGCGGUCCCUGCUCUGCAGGAGAGCUAACAUGCCUGACUGCUUUAGUGUGUGUGCGGCGCUCCUCCUGGCUCUCCUCAUUCUAAUAUUAGCAGGUUUUAUUGUUUAUACAGGUCUCCUGACGGACAUCAUAGUGCAAACCGGCUGUCCUACAUUCAAAAAGCUAACUUUCGCUUAUAAAUUCAAUGAAGGAUCAUACGGCGAUAGCAGGAAACUUUUUAAGGAGGCUCGCUGUGUUGGACUUGGGGUCUCAUGCCUUGGAGUGUUUUAUGACGUCCCUAAAAAGGUUACAACUCCACUCUGCCGCUAUGCUGUUGGCUGUAUUCUGAGUGAGGGAGGAAACAAAGUUGAUGAAGAAGUGCUAAAACGCUGCAAGGCAUCAGGAUUUAAUGUGGUCUCCUUCCCUCAAGUCAGCCACGUGAUCUCUACCUCAUUCCCUCACAGAGCCCUUUUUUCUGCAUUCUUCAGAGUGAGAAGAGUCUAUCCACAGCUUGAGCUCUACAUCAAGAAACGGAGGCUCUGUGCUCACCCAUUCCUGGAGCUCUACAGAGAGGGUGAGAUCCAGUUCAUCGUCCCUCUGGCUCGGCAGGGGGAUUUUUAUGUUCCUGAGGUACGACAGGCAGAGAAGAGGCUGUCAGAACAAGAGGAAUCUUACAGUGAUACAGACAUAUCAGGUGCGGAAUCCAACAGCGAAUACAGUUCUGGGAUAUGCAUACUGGAUUCGGAGAGCAGAGAGACUUCAUCGGUGGCAUCCUCCGUCCGCACUGGCUCUGUCCGAGAUCAAGGGGGUGGAGACAGAGGGAGAAGCUCAGGGGCAGCCCAGUUUAAAGACCCUAACUGGACGUGGACUGGUGGAGAUCAGAAUAUGGGAGAAGAUUAUGGAGAGUCCAAGAAGGAAAGCCUGCAGGCCUUUAAGCAGGAGUUACUGGGUGUCACAGGAGAGGAGGAAUGAAGGUUCAGUAGCACAUGACCUGAAGUAAAAAAAAAGGCUGCUCUUUUAUUAUGAAUAACUCAUAAGAAAAAAAUCUAAACUAUCAAAGGUUUUUAAAUAUUUUUGACGAAACAGUUUUAUUUUUAUAAAAUGUUCUUACUUCUGUUUUUGGUUGGAAUGACAUAAUACAUGAAGUUUGUCAAGGCAAACAGAAUCGAAAGCUUGAUUUGUUUCACAGCGAUUCCAUUAGUAUGUUUCAUACUUUGAACAGACUUUUAUUUUGGAAUUAUAAUAUUUGCUCUUAUUUAUUUGACAUUUCAUUUUCUUAAAAAAAUGGAAAUAUCAGGAUUUUUUUUUUUUCAUUUUCAAUGUACAAAAUUAUUUGUAAAAAUGUUAUAGAUUUUGACAUUAGAGCAACAUUUACUUGAAAACAAAAAAAAACAGGUUCUUCAGGGUCCUAAAAGAUGUUGAUUCUUAUUAUUUCAUUUUACUUUUUCCCCAUUUUUAUUUUUCUUCCUACCAAACAGAAUGAUGGCACAUUUUUGACCAAUUUUCUUUAUUUUGCUGUCACAAAGUAGAAGAGGAUGUAAUGGUGAGUUUCAAACAUUGUUUUUCUACCAACAAGAAGAUUCACAGGUGGCUUCUUUUAAGGCUGUGAUAAUUCCUGACCAUAAGCAUAUUGGUUUAACUCCCCGAUCCAAAGUUACAUCAUAAUGAAUAAUUGAUGAAAUAGUUCAGGUAUCCGUAUUGACAGUCAUGUUUGUAAGCAAAUUCUACACAUUUUUAAAGCCCAGUAACUCUUGAUGCUGAUCAUCUUAAAAGUAAUGCUGUCAUUUUUUUUUUAUUUACCCUCUUUUUAGACCUUUGUCUCUGAGUCCACUUGCAUUGUACUUUAUUUUUUAUGUUACUUUUGAA
This is a messenger RNA of Cyprinodon variegatus (sheepshead minnow), 1989 nucleotides long. RefSeq names its product testis-expressed sequence 264 protein-like. The coding region runs from base 175 to 1095 and encodes 306 amino acids. The transcript is spliced from 4 exons. Lineage: Eukaryota; Metazoa; Chordata; Actinopteri; Cyprinodontiformes; Cyprinodontidae. The record is from RefSeq and is a predicted model, not a curated record. Gene Ontology annotation, cellular component: autophagosome membrane; replication fork; endoplasmic reticulum membrane. Gene Ontology annotation, biological process: reticulophagy; protein-DNA covalent cross-linking repair.